Eurytemora carolleeae is the source of this 1474-nucleotide messenger RNA. Its product is annotated as stress response protein NST1. The record is from RefSeq and is a predicted model, not a curated record. The transcript is spliced from 17 exons. Bases 1 to 1236 code for a protein of 411 amino acids. NCBI's taxonomy places the organism in Eukaryota, Metazoa, Arthropoda, Copepoda, Calanoida, Temoridae.
AUGUUUAAAAGUUUAGGUUGUAAUAUAUUUGUAGCUCAUGAUCCACAACUUCAUAAAUACUGGGUUUUAAGGAUAAGCGGGAAAAAUGCAGUUGUUCCGCCGGAAUUAGAAAAAGACAAGGAGCUUGAGGCCAAGGAAGAAGAAGAGAAAGAAAAACAACUUCAAAAAGAACCAACAACGGAUGAAAAGCUUUCAGCGCUGGAGAAAAAGUUGAUGAAAUUGCCGAGAGCAAGCACAGAAAUAGGAAAGCUGAAGAAAGAAAUUGAAAAUUUAAAGGUUCUGAAGAAUCAGGAGAAGAUAUCGGAAUUAAAAGAAAAUUUGUCAAUUUUACCCAGAUAUAGUGAAGAAUCUGCCCGCUUAAAACUGUUACUAGAAGAACUUGAGAUGAAAGAGAAGAAACGAAAAGAGGAGGAAGAGGCAAGGAGGAAAAAGGAAGAGGAGUUACUAGCGUCCAAGAAGAAAGUCAAACUGGAAAAAGAAAAGAAGGAGAGUAUAACAAAAAGUGUUAUCCAAGAAAAAUUAGAGAAGGUUAAAGCUAAGAAGGAAAUGAUGGAACAGGCUGAGAUUGAGAAAGUUCAGUCAGUGUUGGGAGGACGACAUCAGAAUUGUGCGGGGCAUGGUGCGCAAGCCCAUGGAAAGGAAUCUGUAACCUCUCUCAUCUCAAGAAAAUCCUCUGCAAAUCCCAGUAAGGGUGUAAAGGAAUUAGAUGAACAGUGGGGUAGAAAAAUUAGCAACAUGAAAUUGCCAAAGAACAUAGCAAAACAUAGAUGCGAAGACAAGGGAAUUAAGAAAAAGUCCUGGGCUGUCCAGUUUAAAGAGUUCAGGGCAUUUGGAGAAUGUGUUCUAGAUUAUUUAAGAUCCCAGGGGAUGAAUGCCCACUUUAUUCUACGAGUAGCAACUGAUAGGGACUGGGCCGCUGAUGUUAGAACUCAGCAAUACUGGCUCGACGAAACAAACAGGGUAGGGAAGUGUAACCAUUAUAUGUAUAGAGGAGAGGCAAUAUUUUUUGCAAAAUUUGAUGAGGGAAAUUGGAAGUUUGGAAUUAAGGACUUAAAUCUAGCCAGAGGACUAGGGCAAGGGGGUAAAUAUCCUUUAGAGGGAAAAGAUUUUUUCCACGCUAGUAAUUGUGAUACUCAUCAUAUUUAUCAUCAGGCAAUGAUGAAAGGUUCCAAGGCUGUAGAAAGACAUGGAACGCAUAGCCAUGGAACUGCUGAGAUAUCCGGAAUUCAUAAUUAAAUAGACAGAAGUAAAAAUUUAUGAAAUAAAUGUUUUAUUAAAAUUUUCUGUUUUGACAUUAAUUGAUAAACACAGCUCUAUCACAAUACUUAAGUUUUUUUUACUCUGUUACUCUGGAUUAGCUGGUUUCCAGGGAACAAAAACUUCACAAAAAAUUGCGAAAAUAUUUGUUCCUAUUUUAAAACUUUUUUGCGCAAUAUAGUAUUUUUCCGCGAAAAUUAAUUAAAUGAAAAAAUGC